CCUCCCGCUGGGUGUUCGUCAUGGUAGGCGUCAUCUACAUGGCCAUCGGGCUGCUAGGCAAGCUUUCGGCCCUGUUCAUCAUGAUCCCGGAACCCGUCCUAGGUGGCGCCCUGCUCUCCAUUACCGCCGUUUUCAUAGGUGUAAUACUCUCGAACCUCACCGAGAUUUCUUUGCACAGCACGCGCAAUUUGGCGAUUCUGGGUCUUUCCCUGACGGUGGGCAUUAUGGUCCCUCACUUUGUGGAGACCAAUCCGGACAUCAUCAAAACAGAUAACGUUGCUCUGAGUAACUUUCUGAAGAUGUUUUUCGGUAAUGCCAACUUCGCUGGAGCGCUGUGUGCUUUUAUUCUGGACAACACUGUACCAGGGACCAAAAAAGAGCGAGGCAUUCUCGCUUGGAGCGGUGUUAAAUCGGAUGCCAGCAUAACCAAGAAGUAUUCCGAGGGCUACGAACUAUACAAUCCAUGGAUGCCGUCAGAGAUGAGAAAAUCAAGAUGGCUGAAAUUCAUUCCUUUCCUUCCAGAACCGGAAACGGACAUGACGUCAUUGAAAGUGAAUAACAAAAUCGAACACGAGCAAACGGAAUUUUUGUGAUGUGGAUUUGAAUACUGCUUUGCCAUAAUUGCAUUUGCCAUAGCAUUGCCUAGAUAUGUAGGUUUAUAUGCCUCAAGAAAAGGUUGCAUAUUGUAUGUUUUCAGUUUACUGAAGUAUUAAUUGCAUUAAGUGUGACGAUUAUUUGGGGUUGAUAUUUACUGUCUCUAGUAUACUCUAACCAAUAUUGAAAACACAAGAUGGUGUCUAUUAAAUGUAUUGGGUGGGAACACGUGUAUCAAAUUAUUAAUCCACCGUUACAUCACAUCACAUAAACAUAGUGAGAAAACACUGUAUGGAACCAAGCACUCGUUAAGAAUUCCAAGUUUUCCCCAUGCUAUAUACAUCUCACACCAAAUUAAUUGUUUGAUAAUACGAAACAUACCAGAAUACCAUAAUUCUUUUAAUGAAACAAUUUUAAUAACUGUGAAACAACGUUUUGUCUCUUAGGGAUACAUUUGAAAUAUUUUUUAUUUUUUCUCAACUACUUUGGAUUUUUUAUAUAUUGAAAACGUACCUUUUUCGGGUAACAGGUUUAGACAUUUUGAUCAUGUUGUUAUAAGUAUUUUUUGUAUCUUUAUUAAAAUAAAUUACUACAUAUAACAGCACAUAGAUGAUAGAAGGGAUAUCAACCACGCUCUUUAAAAUAUAUGUACCUAUAGACACUGCUGAAAAGAAGUACUGACAAACGAGAUCUGACAUUGAGGAAGCAUUUGAGCUGUUUUUUCGUGGAAUUGACAUGUAACGAUGUGUGUACAUAGACGAUGUUCAGAUAUGUUUUAUUUAAUUUGAUAUGGGAUUUCAUGUUCUUUUAUCCAUUGCAAUGUGUUAUGACAUUUUUGUACUAGUUUGUUUUUUAAGCGUGGCGGUAAUUUGUUUUUUAGGCGGUGUGGUCGUAUAUGGUUUGUCUGAAAUAGAGCGUUGAAAGUCUGAAAAAAACUUCUAUUGAUUUCAAUAGAACAUAAUAUAUAUUUAUUUUCAACCGGGGCUUUGGUGAUUGUAUGGUUAAAUGUGUAUUCCAAACGUAAAGUUGAGGUAUGUGGCAUUAUGGAAAGCAGUUUAAGUUUUCUACAAAACAAGAAAUGUUAUUAUCUCAUUGUUUAAUAAAAAAUGUGGUUAAAAUCUCAGUUCGUUUUUAUGCCCCCCCCCCCUUCAAAGAAAAGGGGGUAUAUUGUUUUGCACAUGUCGGUCGGUCCGUCGGUCUGUCUGUCGGUCGGUCCGUCCACCAGAUGGUUUCCGGAUGAUAACUCAAGAACGCUUAGGCCUUUGAUCAUGAAACUUCAUAGGUACAUUGAUCAUGACUGGCAGAUGACCUCUAUUGAUUUUCAGGUCACUAGGUCAAAGGUCAAGGUCACAGUGACUCGAAAUAGUAAAAUGGUUUCCGGAUGAUAACUCAAGAAUGCUUACGGCUAGGAUCAUGAAACUUCAAAGGUACAUUGAUCAUGACUGGCAGAUGACCCCUAUCAAUGUUCAUGUCACUAGGUCAAAGGUCAAGUUCACAGUGACUCGAAACAGUAAAAUAGUUUCCUGAUGAUAACUCAAGAAUAAUUAGGCCUAGGAUCAUGAAACUUCAUAGGUACAUUGUUCAUGACUGGCAGAUGACCCAUAUUGAUUUUCAGGUCACUAGAUCAAAGGUCAAGGUCACAGUGACAAAAAACGGAUUCACACAAUGGCUGCUAACACAACUGACAGCCCAUAUGGGGGGCAUGCAUGCUUUACAAACAACCCUUGUUAAGAACAGUGAUACAUGUACUUCUACGCUGAACUAUGUAUAGGAAUAUGUGUGUAAAUAUGUAUCAGGUGUCUUUCAAUGUAUAUUAUGUUGACAGGAUCUCUGACAAAUUUCAAUUAUUGACUAUACAUGUUAUUACCAUUGACAUUUAAAAAUAUGAAUAUUACACUUUGCUCUUGUAAUUCUGUAAAAUAUGUGUCGAUUUUGUUUUAAUUUUAAUUCGAUUUAUGCAUACAAGCAAAAAUAUGCUUGGGAAAUAAAAUAAUAUGCUCUA
Messenger RNA from Dreissena polymorpha, 2596 nucleotides. Its product is annotated as solute carrier family 23 member 1-like. The transcript is spliced from 4 exons. Bases 21 to 593 code for a protein of 190 amino acids. Gene Ontology annotation, cellular component: membrane. The record is from RefSeq and is a predicted model, not a curated record. Lineage: Eukaryota; Metazoa; Mollusca; Bivalvia; Myida; Dreissenidae. Gene Ontology annotation, biological process: transmembrane transport. Gene Ontology annotation, molecular function: transmembrane transporter activity.